Messenger RNA from Lindgomyces ingoldianus, 1365 nucleotides. Its product is annotated as terpenoid synthase. Bases 422 to 1213 code for a protein of 263 amino acids. NCBI's taxonomy places the organism in Eukaryota, Fungi, Ascomycota, Dothideomycetes, Pleosporales, Lindgomycetaceae. The record is from RefSeq and is a predicted model, not a curated record. The transcript has 8 exons.
CUGCGGAAGCCCGUGUUGAUGGUCGAGCUAGGAUGAUAGACGUCUUGAGCCCCAAUCCAAACACCCAUCAAUCGAAGUCUGCAUCUUGACAUCCUCCUUCCAUCCAUCCACUUGGGUUCUACGAGUUCGGGUGCGCUUCGGCGAGAUGGCAGCUCUCUCAGAUUCGCGACAGCAGUUGCUUUCGUCGCUCAAAGGCCAGCAACUCCACAUUCCGGAUCUCCGGAUAAUCUUUCAGCAUUGGCCGCAGGCUGUAUCUCCACACCUCGAAGGAUUGAGACUUGAUGUGCCAAACAGGCUUCUGAGCCUAACGUCCUCGUCGAAGAAGCUUGCGAAGUUGCAUAAGGCGGAGUUUGGGCUAUUUUCUGCAACGUGGUGGCCAACAGCGACACUCGAACACGGAAAGAUUUUGGCUUGUCUAGUGAUGUGGCUUUUCAUCUGGGAUGAUGAGAUCGAUGCUGAGGUUGGACGGCUAUCAAGUGACCUCAAGGCCGCACAGAACUUCCGUAAUGACACGAUCCGAUAUAUGCAGUUUUGCUUAGGACUGGGCGACGACGACUGUCCUGCACCAGAAAACCCCAUCAUUGCGUUCUUUAAGGUCAUCGGGGAUGCUGCGCUCGAAUCGUACACACUUGAACAACGAGAACUGCUCUUCAAGGAGCUGGAAUUCUUCAUGGAGACGUCGGAAGUCGAACAACGGCGCCGUUUGAGCGAGGAGCUCCCAACUUUGGAUGAGUAUAUUACUUGCCGAAUGGGGACGAGUGCGGUUGGUGUUACGUCGGCGUUUAAUGAGUUCGCCCAAGGGAUGGCACCUUUGCCUUCCCAUGUGAUAAAUGACGCCGAUAUGCGAACUCUCUGGGAUGAGACAAAUAUCAUCAUUUGGGCCGUCAAUGAUCUAUUGUCCCUCAAGAAGGAGGUUCAACAACAAACGGUGGACAGCCUAGUGCCGCUGCUUUACCACAGAUUCGGAAACCUGCAGCUAGCAGUGUCGCUCAUUGUGGAAGCGGUCGAGAAGGCAGUCCAGAAUUUCGACAGUACCGCCGAGACACUCAUGCGGAGGUACUCCGCUGAUGAGAAAAUCGCUCGGAAACUGAAGGCACAUAUCGAGGCAAACCAAUACAACUGCACCGGAAAUCUGUUCUGGAGCCUACGGACCGGACGAUAUGGCGUUUGCCAGAAAUCAAUCGUUGGAGGCGUCGUCAUUCCCCUCGAAUAAAUGUUGUUCGAUGUUGAAUGCAUGCACGGGAAAAGGCUGUCUCUUCACGGGUGAGGGUUGUCCGAGGAUUCAUUACCUGAUUCAAGUGAUACCUAGCAGGUGUUGCAUGCAAGGCGGCGCGAUUGAUCAACAAACAUCUUGCUACUUCAAGU